CUGACUUUUUGUGGAUUUUGACCGCUCACUUUCUGGUCAGCAUGGCGCCGUGUUGACUCAAGAGGGCCACGUCGUUCCCUGAGCCCUCUGCAGAAUGACUUUUCAUGAGUCGGAAAAUGGCGGCGGAGAAAUUGUGUUGCUGAAAUCGCAGCUUGGUAGGGCAGAUUGCGAACUGCGCUGGUCAGUCUUUAGACGGCUGGCAUUCAUUUGCAGCACGUGAAUUGAUCUUCUGUGGCCAGGUUUCUUGCAGCAAGUGUGUUGGAGGGAGUUUCAGAUUUCAAAAGGCCUGUUCAGAAGGACAUAUCACAAGUUUAGAGUUGAAUUUAUCUGCGCCCGAGCCGCUCUUGAAGACAACACGUAGACAGAGGGUUAUUGCAUGUUGUUAGUUGUUAUUUUGAGCUCUGGAAGCAGUUGGGAAGCAUCAUGGCUUCCCGGGCCGCGCUCAUGGCCCAGGUUGCCCCCACAACUUCUUACCUUGGGCGGUCGCAGAGCGGGAGCUUCACAAGCACCAGCAGUGCCAGCUCUGACAGCAUGCCCCCUCUCCGGAAGCACGACUCGCUGCGGUCAAGCUUUUCUGGCCGGAAGCUGCCCCCUUCUCUGAGCUUAGACAGCAUUCAGCGCUCUCCUCUGGACACAGCUCGGCGAAGGUCCGGCGUACAUGCAUCUGCUGUUUUGUCCCACUACAGCAAGCCUGAAGCCAGCUUCCCCUCCACAUUUGUUUCCGACACAGCGUCCGUUCCGUCGCCCAGAUUUGACAAGUGGCUUACGCAAGCGGCAGGAGAGAUCGUGAGGCACUUAGAAGAGGCGCCCUUUUUGCACUACGUCUUUGACGGGAAGUCAAAGGAGGGGGGCCCUCAGUUCCACCAUGUUUCUGAGGGGGUCGCAUCCACUUCAGGGGGAUGGGACGAGAUCCAAUCGCAGGUACAAGCGGUGUCGCCUGACGGAGUUAUCCUAGUUCAGAGAUUAGGAGUAGAAGCAGCAGCUGGUUGCUAUGGAGAGGAGUAUGCGGAGACUAGUGAGAACUGCGCAAAGCUGGAGGGGUGUCCGUAUGCCACGGGGCCCAGGACGGACGUGUGGGGGCUUGUGGUGCAAGGAAGGCGGAAUGCGAAGCAUGCGUGUUACAUUCUGAAGACGACGCGGGCGGUGGGUUGCAGCCAUGCGUGCACGCGGUUCAGCUUGACACGAGCAAAGUGUUUCGGACCGUCGCUGCAUAAGCAGCUGGAGAACUCGUGGCUAGCAAGCUGAGGGUUGGGACAACCGAAGGUUUAGUCUGUACAUCUUGACUAGGACUGCAGGAGUUUGCCAUCAACCAUUCUUUGAGAUCAAACGCAAAGUUGUUAAAAGAUCGUGGAGAGCAUGCAGCCACAUGGCCAGAGGUUUAGGAGAGGAAGUUCGUAUUGUGCCAACAAGUUAGCUCGUCGUUAGAUCAAAACCGAGAAAUCCAGCCAAUCAGAUUUGUUUGUAAAGAGUGGAGACUUUUGCUUAAUGUAGUUCGGCUUUUGGAUCAAAUCAGGAGUCCUUUGCUCAUCAUACGUGGAUCUCAAUCACUUAAACCACCAUUUCAUGGCCCAUGACUCAUUGAACCAGUG
Messenger RNA from Klebsormidium nitens, 1589 nucleotides. NCBI's taxonomy places the organism in Eukaryota, Viridiplantae, Streptophyta, Klebsormidiophyceae, Klebsormidiales, Klebsormidiaceae. The record is from the annotation of a GenBank genome assembly.